This is a messenger RNA of Dibothriocephalus latus, 384 nucleotides long. The record is from the annotation of a GenBank genome assembly. Lineage: Eukaryota; Metazoa; Platyhelminthes; Cestoda; Diphyllobothriidea; Diphyllobothriidae.
AUGCCAACCCACGAGGCUGCGGAUGACAAAUCCUUCCGAGACGAGUGUUCACCCAUGAGCAGCUGCAAGGCAGCCAACUUCCCUUUCGGACACUCCGCAGUGGAGGCUAGUUUUCCCCCCAGUGGGCUACAGUUCCACCCUCCUCCUCCUCCGCCUCCGAAACCCGAAUGUGGCGCAAGAAUAAAAAAAACUGGAAAUACUGCUGUGACCGUCUUUAAGCCGACUUUCAAGGUUCCGACUUCCAUGUUGUUUACCUCAUUUGCCUCCCUUCACCCUGCUGCCGCUGCUUCCCCUAUGCCCAAAGUCGCUGAUCACCAAGUGCCCCAGUAUGAGUCUCCAAAUCUUGUCAGUGGUGGCCGCGACCAGUGGAGAAGAUACUGUUAA